This is a messenger RNA of Gregarina niphandrodes, 966 nucleotides long. RefSeq lists its product as hypothetical. NCBI's taxonomy places the organism in Eukaryota, Apicomplexa, Conoidasida, Eugregarinorida, Gregarinidae. The record is from RefSeq and is a predicted model, not a curated record. The coding region runs from base 1 to 966 and encodes 321 amino acids. Gene Ontology annotation, molecular function: nucleic acid binding. The transcript has a single exon.
AUGGCGACAGCUACUGGAUUCCCACAAGCAAGAGCCCCAGUUGAGAUUAUCAAUCGACAUCUUAACAACUUCUUUAGGACCCCGGAGGAACUACCGCGUACCUGGCCAUUCCAACUGAAACUUCUGGUGCAACAAUAUAACCUGACGCAUCAUGAAAGUCUGGGUUUCUCUCCAGCUGCACUGCUUUUCGGUCGGCAAACACCCCAACAGACUGGAAUUACUGUGGACUUGCUAAAGGACAAUGAACAACACGUCAUGGAAACCAACGAGAUCAGACGGCGAGCCGACCAGCGUAUGAAACAACUCCAGAGCGAAUUGGACGAGAAGAUGGCGCAUAUCAACUUUAAUCCUGUUGUUGGCAUGAUGGCAUGUGCUCGUAUCUUCCCGCAUGCGAAGCACGACACCCAAUUCUCUGAACCAAUACUUAUUGUAGGCGUGGAUUAUUUUAGAAAUGAGGUUUUACUGCAACAAGGGAAUCAGGUGAUCAGAAGGAAUUUCAAACAAAUCCGACUGUUGCCAAUAAUUGACUCUGAGGCAAUUUCGAACGAAACCCUGCGAGAGACCGACUCGUUUCAUAGACCAGAUGCAGAGACUACCCCUCGCAUUCACACGCUUGACGAAGAGAUCCCAAUUUCAGAUGCUGACCUAACACAACUUCCUUCACAACGGACCGACCUACCAGAACCUGUGAUUAUGGAACAUACUCAGAAUCGGAACCAAUCCACCCACACGCUUGACGAAGAGAUCCCAAUUUCAGAUGCUGACCUAACACAACUUCCUUCAGAACGGGCCGGCCUGCCAGAACCUGUGAUCAUGGAACAUACUCAGAAUCGAAAGAAACAUGAACGUCUCAUCCAUUCUCCUCCAUUGCUGCUUCCCAAAUCAAAAACGAAACGACACUCUUUGAUCAUUUUGAAUUUCACGAGUGCUAAUUCUCUCUUUGGGGGAGGGCAUAAUGUGAAAUAG